Molecule: messenger RNA, 1103 nt
Organism: Mytilus trossulus (common blue mussel)
Lineage: Eukaryota; Metazoa; Mollusca; Bivalvia; Mytilida; Mytilidae
Exons: 3
Coding region: 232-753 (173 amino acids)
Source: RefSeq, a predicted model, not a curated record
AUUGUCAGUUGAAAUGUCACUUAUUUUUGGUGAUUCCUGUUUUGUAUGCAUUAAUGAAAUACUUAUAUUUUUUCAGGCUUUGUAUCUUUAUUUGUUACAUUCAUCUUAUUACAUACUACCAGAUAUGUCGCGGAAGGUCGUGUCAUUGAACAAUAUAAGUUUACUGUUAAUGAGUAUUGUAAGCAUUGCACACCAGGAAGACUAAAUUCGCAACAUAUACCAUACGACGAAAUGCUGACGUAUCUUACAGAGUUAUCAGCAAUAAACACAGCAGAAAUAUGCAGAUUUUACAAUGAAAUUUUUGGAAGAGAUGUCGAUUCCUUUAGUCACACUGACAUACCUGUAGACUUUCAUAUACAUCACAAUUUAAGUCAUCAAGCAUCAGACUUUACCAAGACGUACGAAAAGCUCAUUGACAUUGCUCUUUAUUAUCAACUUGGUAGAUUAGAAACUUUUAAAGGUGUAGAAAUUGUUGAAGGUGUAUCACUACCAGAUAUUUCUGCAAGUAUUGUACCAAUUUUGUGUGGAUUACGAAGAGCAACACACGAUACACAGAAAUCACAAUUAAAAAAGGUUUGCAAAAAAUCUAUCACGCUACCAAUUGAGUCUAAACCCGCGAAUAGUGCAAUAUUUGCUAAGUGGUUGUUUUCUAUAUUGCAGUUCAGUAGAACUGAAUACUGUCAUAUUUUUAACGAGAUAUCUGGGGUACAACUUUCAUGCAACAAUCUGUCAAAUGUUGCAGAUUUAUGUUAAAGUGUUUCUCUCGGUGUGAAUACAUAAAUAAAAUGUAUAAACAAUCGAAAUCUGAAAUGCACAAUAGUGUUCCAAGGACUGUUCUAACGUCUUGUUUUGUUGGAUGAAUUAUUUAACAUUUGAUGUUCAGUGAUAUUAACAUAAUGUGAUGCCUGAGAUGUUGUGUUACGACUGAAAUCAUCCAAAAAGGAAUAUUCCCUUUAUAAAAUUUGAAUUGUCUGUAGAAUUCAUUUUCAUAUAACCUAAUGGUGCUUAAUCCUCAUCCUUGAAAAGUAGUGAGUUAAAGAGAAAUCAUUGGUUUUGUCUUCCAAAAUCAGUGUCAUGUAUUAUAUUGUUCAUCGAGAUUUUCA